Cannabis sativa is the source of this 2256-nucleotide messenger RNA. RefSeq lists its product as uncharacterized. Bases 1 to 2256 code for a protein of 751 amino acids. The transcript is spliced from 2 exons. The record is from RefSeq and is a predicted model, not a curated record. Lineage: Eukaryota; Viridiplantae; Streptophyta; Magnoliopsida; Rosales; Cannabaceae. Gene Ontology annotation, molecular function: nucleic acid binding; RNA-DNA hybrid ribonuclease activity.
AUGCUCCGUAAGCUAGGCUACGAUAGAAUAGAAUGGAAUUUCCUUGAAGCCAUGCUCCGUAAGCUAGGCUUUGAAAAUUGGUGGACUAGGCGUCUAGUGAAAUGUGUUUCUUCAGCGUGCUAUACAGUGAUUCAUGGUAAACACGAAAUCGGCCCCAUCAUUCCUUCAAGAGGCAUUAGACAGGGAGAUCCAUUAUCCCCCUAUCUGUUUAUCCUAUGUGCUGAGGGCCUUUCAGCGAUCCUUCGACGAUACGAAGCACGUGGUUUACUACAUGGUUGCAAAGUUGCAAAUGGUGCCCCCCGAAUAUCGCAUAUGUUAUUUGCGGAUGACAGUUAUCUAUAUUGUAAGGCAACUAUGGAAGAAACUACAAGAGUACAAGAGGUGUUGAGCAAAUUUGAAGAGGCUUCAGGUCAGAAAGUUAACUACUCUAAGUCCUCUAUUUUUUUCAGCACUAACACAACCUUGUCAACUCGUAACAAUAUUAGCCAAAGGCUCGGCAUGACUAUAGCAGGGACGAAUAGUCUAUAUCUUGGACUUCCUAGCACCAUAUCUUGCAACAAGACAGAUGUUUUUGGUUACUUAAAGGAGCGAGUUCGAAAACGAAUUGAAGGUUGGGAAGCAAAAUUCCUUUCUCGGGCAGGGAAAGAGAUUUUAAUAAAAACUGUGGCUCAGUCUCUACCAAGCUAUGCUAUGAGCGUGUUCCUAAUUCCAAUCGACAUUACUCGGGAGAUGGAGAAAAUUAUGACAAAGUUUUGGUGGCAAUCUUCUAACAAGUCAGGGAAAGGGAUCCAUUGGCUUUCUUGGGACCGACUGUGUAUUCACAAGAAAAUAGGGGGUAUGGGUUUUCGUCACCUUCGUGAUUUUAAUUUGUCUCUUCUUGGCAAGCAAGGUUGGCGACUACUAGUGCAACCCGACUCUCUCGUGGCCAAGAUUUUUAAAGCUCGUUACUACCCCAACAACUCUUAUCUUGAUGCCUCUCUAGGUAACAAUCCUAGUUUUGUUUGGCGUAGUGUAUGGGAAGCUCAACAACUUGUAAGGAAAGGGCUUCGUUGGUGUGUAGGGGAUGGAACCGAAAUCAAUGUUCUUAACGAACCAUGGCUGCCUUAUUCUGAUAAUCCUUAUGUCUCUACCUCUCAUCCUAGUUUAAUUGAUGCUAAAGUCCAUAGCCUAAUGAAGAUGAAUGACACAGGUUGGGAUAUGGAAAUUUUAGAAGAUUUAUUUGAGGAAAGAGAUAGAAGAUUGAUAGUGCAAAUUCCCUUGCAACAUUCGGCUACUAAAGAUACAUUGACAUGGGCAUAUGAAGCUUCGGGUAUAUACUCAGUCAAAAGUGCCUACAAGCUCCUCCAACAAGUUAAUGGUAGAUGGGAUAAUGAUGUAGAUGCUGCAUCAACUUUCUGGGCUACUAUGUGGCGUCUAAAAAUCCCUCCUAAAGUGAAGAAUACUCUAUGGCGUGCGGGUAAGAACUGCCUUCCUACUCUUUGUAUGCUGCAAACGAAGAGAGUUAAUGUUAACUCUCUCUGCCCGAUUUGUAGAGAGGAAGAAGAGACUAUAUUACAUGCCUUGGUCACUUGCUCACACAUAAAACCGGUUUGGGAUCGAGUUGGGAUUGGUACAAAUAUCACUCCCGAUAUCACUCUUUUCGAUCGGGUGGUAAAUGCUGAUGGAAUUGUAGUGUUAGCUAGAGGUUAUCUUGAUCAAUGGACAAAUGCUCAAAGCACUCUCAUUGAGUCAUCAUGGUCUGGUUUUCAGACGGGUGAUGGGGUUGAGCAAUGGUCCGCUCCGAGUGAAAAUAGUAUCAAGAUCAAUGUUGACGCUGCUCUUUUUGAGGAUGGAACCAGCCACGGGAUCGGUAUGGUAGCUCGCGACCAUCAUGGUUUCCUAAUCGAAGGCCGAACUGAACACUUCCAAGGGGCUGCUACUCCGGAAGUCACUGAAGCAAUCGGGGUCCGAGAAGCCUUGAGUUGGAUUAAGAAGAAAAACUGGCAGCAAGCUAGUAUUGAAACAGAUUGUCUCAUGGUGGUUCAAGCACUUCGAAGUUCAAUUAAAAUGCUAUCUUUGUUUGGACAAAUCAUUGAUGAGUGUAAACGACUCUCCUCGGAACUAAAGCAUGUUUCUAUUUUCUUUGUUAAACGAUCAGCUAAUGUGGUAGCUCACAACUUUGCACGAGCUUCUAUAUUAUUUCCUGGUUGUCUUUUUGGUAUGGAGUCUGUUCCUACCGAUUUGUUACAUUGUCUUGUAACUGAGAUUGUUGGUUAA